Messenger RNA from Tetrapisispora phaffii CBS 4417, 888 nucleotides. RefSeq lists its product as uncharacterized. Lineage: Eukaryota; Fungi; Ascomycota; Saccharomycetes; Saccharomycetales; Saccharomycetaceae. The transcript has a single exon. Bases 1 to 888 code for a protein of 295 amino acids. The record is from RefSeq and is a predicted model, not a curated record.
AUGGCUAUUAGAACAAGGAAAGCGCAACCCUCAGGUAGGUCUGCAAAAAGAACAACAUCUGUUCCUAAGAAAGCAUCUACUCUGAAAUUAAGUGAAAGAAUAACGGCCAAUACUUCUAAGGCCAAGAAGUCAAAGAAUGCUACUACUGAGAAAAAAGAUGCUCUAGGUUAUUUGACUAUGAAUGGUAAAUUGGUCAAUGCCAACGACAUUGGUGUUAAACUAAGAAUGGCAGGUAAGCAACCGGCUGCUUCUCAAGAUCCAAAGGCUUCUCCAGCUAAAACUAAAACUAAAAAAGCAACAGCUGUGACAACCGCUUCAAAAAGACAAGCUGUUACGAACUCUCAACAAACUAGAAUAAAAAAAUCACUUAACGCCAUAGCUAGCAAGAAUCUACCCGGGAAUGCUAGAAGGUCUAAAAAUAUCAUUACUACUACUUCUUCUGGAAGAAGAACAAGAACGAUCAACCCAAAGAGCAUUAGACAAGCUAUUACCAAUAAUAGAACAAGAGUAGCGGAAGUUAUAAAAAAGCGUGUUACUAAGAAUACAAGAAAUAAAGAUCAGUAUUUCAAGGCUGGGUCUAAUUACAAUCAAUUAAUUAUCAACACUGAUAUCGAUAACAGUGACAAGAUCUUGAUUUUUUACAACCUUGCACUUGGUAUCAAACAAGAUAGUCUGAAACAAAUUAUCGAAAGACUAUCUGGUAUCUCAAUCAAGAAGGUUAGAGUGAAAGAUUUAGCCACCGGUUCCUCUACUGCCCAAGUGUGGCUAUCUAAUCCAAAUAUUCCUGAUUUAGAAAAAAUUAGAACCCAAUUCGAUUCUGCUUUAGUCGAUGGUAGAACUAUCCAAGUUUUAUUAUCUUCCGAGUCUACUCGUACUUUAGUAUAUUAA